AUGGCUAGUCCGCCAGUUCUAGCUUUCGAUGCCGAGGGCCGUCCAGUGAAGUUCGAAACCUGGCUAGAUGACCUGCACCUGUUCCUACAGCUCACUGCCAAGGAAGAUAUCUCACUGUACGACCACGCCCUAGGCCAUGCCACUGCCCCUGACUCGACUGCUGACAGCACUCUGCGUUCCCAGUGGCAGACCCGUGAUGCGCACGCUCGCUUUGCUAUUCGCAACUCCCUGCCGCUAGACGAGCGCGAGCACUUCGGCCAGUGCAAGACUGCUAAGGACCUCUACACCGCUGUAGUUGCCCGCUACUCCUCGCCAGCUUCUGCCACGCUAGGCCGCCUCACUCUCCCCUACCUGUUCCCCGACCUAGCCUCCUUUCACACUGUCGCAGACCUCAUCACCCACCUUAAGACUAGUGAGGCCCGCUUUCGCGCUGCUAUGCCUGCCGAGUUUCUCACUAGCAACCCCCCCCCGCUCUGGAUCACUCUCUACCACAUCGUCACCCGCCUUCCUGACUCUCUGCGCGCAGUCAGGGACCACUUCCUCUCUCGCUCCCCCACUGAGCUCACUGUUGCCCUCCUCGAGAAGGAACUGCUUGCAGCUGAGGCGAGCAUCGUCGCUGUAGGCACCUCUCGUGGCGACCCCCGCACCCCGUUCUUUGAGGGGUGUUCCCCUUCCCCCCUCCUCCCCUCUGUCGCCUCUGCUGCUGCUGUCGACCUUCUUGGUGCUGAGAAGGUCGGGACCGCGUCUGCUUCGAGUGGGCGCCGCAGGAACAAGGGGGGCAGGGGUGGGGGUGGCGGCGGAGGAGGUGGGGGUGGAGGCGGUGGGAGUGGAGGCGCGGCUGGGGAGACUAGUGGCGGCAGUGGGGGAGGAGACAGCAGCGGUGGGAGUGGUGGUGGAGGCGGCAGCGGAGGCGGAGGUGGUCGUGGCGGCGGCAGGGGUGGCGGCGUUGGGGGUGGUGGUCGUGGAGGCACUAGCGGAGGGCAGAGUCAGCAGCCCGCCCCGACGCUUCAGGCCGCCCGUGAGUGGUAUGCGCAGCGUAGCUUUACCUGCACGUACGUCAUUCGCACAGGUGACCGCAGCGGCCAGCAGUGUGGGAGGCCGCACCCCACGCAGCGUUGCUUCGCGCGCCUUAACGACGCGUGGCGCACUCAGUUUCCUGCUGCCACUGAGCUGCCGCGCUGGGCUGAUCUGGAAAAGAGGGGUGUUGAUAUUUGUGCUUUUGACUUUGAUGCUAUUCUCACUGCCAUGUAUGCGAUGUCUAUUAGUGGAGAGGGUGCUCAGUACUUGCGUGUUCCGCCCGACCCGGGCAUUCAGGCCAGUCCGGCUGCCGCUCUAGGUGCUAGUGCGUCUCCUCCCACAGGUCCUGGUGAGGCUGCAGCCCUAGGUGCUCGUGCGUCCGUGCCCCCUGGUACUGAGUCGACUGCAGCACUGCACACCUUCACCCUGGACUCAGGUGCUUCUCGCUCUUUCUUUCGUGACCGCACUGUCCUUGAGCCACUCGCUCGGCCAGUUGCUGUCUCCCUUGCUGACCCCUCUGGGGGUCCGGUCAUUGCGACCUCCUCCACUGUCCUUCCUUGUCCGGCGGUCCCGUCCGGCACGCUGUCAGGUCUCUACCUCCCCUCGUUCUCUACGAACUUGGUGGCAGGUAGUGCGCUCCAGGACGGGGGUGUUCACCAGUUCACCCCUGCCUACGAGCGCGUGACCCACUGCACGUGUGCUCGGACGGGUCGCCACCUGGCUACCUUCACUCGGGAGCCGGGGUCGGACCUUUACACACUGACCACUGACUCCCCUCAGGUAGCUGCGUCCGCGUCUGCGUCUGCGUCAGGUCAGCUGUCCGCCCCCUACUCGUGUCGCUCUCUGGUGCAUGAGACUGUCCUUUGGCACCACCGCCUUGGUCACCCGUCUGUGCAGCGCCUUCGGGCCAUGCACAAACGGGACCUUGUUGCUGGGCUUCCCAGGGUGCUCCCUCCCCUUCCAGCCUCACCUGCUCCUCCCUGUCUUCCCUGUGUCGAGGGGCGGCAGCGCGCCGCUCCUCACUCCUCCUCCUUUCCCCCGACGACUGCUCCUUUGCAGACGCUCCACAUGGACGUGGCCAGGCUCAGUGAGCGUUUCCACUCCGACUUCCCUGUCCUGCGUCUGCACUCUGACAGAGGUGGAGAGUUUUCCUCUGGCCUCUUGGAGGCCUUCUGUCAGCAGGAGGGCAUUGAGCAGUCGUUCACGCUUCCGGCCUCUCUACAGCAGAAUGGGGUUGCUGAGCGCCGCAUUGGCUUGGUCAUGGAGGUCGCUCGUACCUCCUUGGUUCAUGCGGCUGCCCCCCACUUUCUGUGGCCGUUUGCAGUCCGAUACGCUGCGCAUCAGCUCAACCUCUGGCCCCGUGUCUCCUUGCCCGAGACUUCUCCGACACUGCGUUGGACGGGAGAGGCUGGCGAUGCGUCGCGUUUUCGGGUCUGGGGAUCCCGAGCUUUUGUCCGCGACACGUCCGCGGACAAGCUCUCCCGUCGCGCUGUCCCCUGCGUCUUCCUUGGCUUUGUCCCGGACGCCCCUGGUUGGCAGUUCUACCACCCCACCUCGCGGCGUGUCCUGGCCUCUCAGGACGUCACUUUUGACGAGUCCGUCCCCUACUACCGCCUCUUCCCCUACCGCACUGCCCCGCUCCCCCCCCCGCCGCUCUUCCUCGCUCCAGGUGCUGAGGUACCAGACCCCCUCCCCCCUCAGGGUGCCGCUCCCUCAGGUGUGUCCCAGGUAGACCCGGGUGAGCCUGUCGAGGUAGCUGUUGACUCUCGUCCUGCUCGGGGUACUGAGCCUGGGGGUGCUGCGUCUGGGGGUGCUGAGCCUGGGGGUGCUGCGUCUGGGGGUGCUGAGCCUGGGAGUGCUGAGUCUGGGGGUGCGGAGCCUGGGGGUGCUGAGCCAGGAGGUGCGGAGCCUGGAGGUGCGGAGCCUGGAGGUGCUGAGCCUGGGGGUGCUGGGUCUGGGGGUGCUGCGUCUGGGGGUGCUGAGCCUGAGCGUGCUACACCUGGAGGAGCCCUCUCCUCCCAGCAGCUGCAGGAGAGGUACCUCGAGUACUGCCGCCUCCGGAGAGGUGCUGCUGGAGCUCGUCCCGGUACUUCCCCUCCUACCCAGGAGCUCCCCCCCAUUCAGCAGAUCCGCGAGUGGUACACACGGCGCUGCAGUCUUCGGAGUGGUGCUCCUGGUGCUGCGGACUUUGGGGGUGGCGCUGCUGCUGGUGCUGAGGACCCGGACGUGGGAGCUGCUGCUGGUACUGCGGACCCGCCUGGUGGAGCUACUGCUGGUGCUGAGGACUCUGACGUUGGAGCUGCUGCUGGAGCUGAGGACCCGGGCGGUGGCGCUGCUGCUGGUGCUGAGGACCCGGACGGUGGAGCUGCUGCUGGUACUGAGGACUCGGACGGUGGAGCUGCUGCUGGAGCUGAGGACCCGGGCGGUGGCGCUGCUGCUGCUGCUGAGGACCCGGGCGUUGGAGCUACUCCUGGUGCUGAGGACCCGGCCGGUGGAGCUGCUGCUGGUGCUGUGGACCCGGCCGCUGGAGUCUCCUCUGCUUCUGGAGACGCUGCGCGGCCGCGACCGUACUUCGUACCGCUCCUUCAGCAGGUUCUUGGGCAGGCUCCUCCUCCUUGUCCUCCUCCCUCUGUAGAGUGUCCUCUGCCUGUCCAGCCGCAGUCACAGUUACCGCCUACCUCGCCUCUUCCUGCUCCCUCUCCUUACACUGGUCCCACAGGAGGUCUUACAGAGCGUCGUGAGCCUGAGUCUCGUCCUGCGUCGCCUGUUCGUCCUGCUCGCACUGGUAGUCGUGUCCGUCGUGAGCGUCCUCCUCCUGUCCCAGGCACUCACUACAUGACUCUGCGUCCCUCUACUGCUCCUCAGCGUGUCCCUCUACCGUCUCCUCCUGCGUCUUCUUUGCCUCACGUUCCGGACCCUGAGUCUGACCGGUACCGUGCUGAGCACCCUACUGUCACGCGUCUCCUUGCUACUGUUGUCACUGACCCUACCUUUGAGUCCUCGACUGCGUCUGCUCUGGUCGCUGAGUUGGUUGACUUUGCUGCUGCCUGUCGUCUAGACUACGCUGCUAGCCUUGUUGCGGAGCCUGAGUCUGAGUCUGUCUGUCCUCCGUCCGUCGGGGGUGAGUGUGCUCUUGGCACGGACGUCCUUGAGGACAGACAGGAGGAGUUCCAGUGUCUUGCUGCUGCUUUGCCCCGUCUCGUGUCCUUGCUAGUUGCCCCUGAGGGAGACCCGGAUGCACCAGACAUCCCGACCCCGCGCACUUACGCUGAGGCGAUGGCGGGUCCCUACUCCUCUCAGUGGCAGACAGCCAUGGACGCCGAGAUGGCCUCCUGGAAGUCCACAUGCACCUACGUCGACGAGGUUCCCCCUCCUGGGGCGAACAUCGUCAGUGGCAUGUGGAUUUUCAGGGUGAAGCGGCCGCCGGGUUCUCCGCCUGUCUUCAAGGCGCAUGACUACUCUUCGGGUGCUACUGCACAUAGCCGCUCACCGCGACUACGAGCUUCACUCACUUGA
This is a messenger RNA of Closterium sp. Yama58-4, 4533 nucleotides long. NCBI's taxonomy places the organism in Eukaryota, Viridiplantae, Streptophyta, Zygnematophyceae, Desmidiales, Closteriaceae. The record is from the annotation of a GenBank genome assembly.